CUGGCCCCAAUCUCAAUUGUCUUGAUCAGUCAAGUACGUCCCAUGCCAAACAUCCUACGCCGAUGGCACCCGUACAAAUAUCGCCGAACGAACCACGGCUACCGCUGUCCCCUCUUCCGACCGAAAUACUUACUCGAGCACCUGGACCCAUUGCAACUUUUUUUGCAAGAGUCCACUGAAUUGCAAGACGAGUUUAACACCUUCAUUAUGCGAAACUUGCUAACUUUCAUGCACUUGCGGGGCACAAAUUGGAGAUUUCCUGAAGAAUUCCUUCAAUUCGAGAAUCACAAUUCAAUGCGACUCUUGGGGAUUGUAAAACUGGAAUUUGAAUAUAGCUCGCCUUGGGAAUUCUAUCGAUCGAUCCUCCCUUUCAAUCAGUCUAUCUUCAAACAUUAUGGCCAUCUCUCUGAUGUCCGGGUCUUCUCCAUUCUUGACAAAUUCUCUGGUGGCACCAUCUCAUUAAGCGAGGAUUUACUCAGGGCCCAAAUGACCAUGCGGGCAAAGCUGAGUGAACUACCAAGGACGGUGGUGGACGAAUGGGGAACUCGGUGUCAUCGAAGUUGCCGAUAUCAACGAUCAGCGUACGAUCUGCCGGUUGCAGCGUGAUCCAGGCAAUCCCCCUGCCUGGAUCAAAUUUGUCUACAGC
Messenger RNA from Cantharellus anzutake, 646 nucleotides. RefSeq lists its product as uncharacterized. The transcript is spliced from 4 exons. Bases 43 to 606 code for a protein of 187 amino acids. The record is from RefSeq and is a predicted model, not a curated record. NCBI's taxonomy places the organism in Eukaryota, Fungi, Basidiomycota, Agaricomycetes, Cantharellales, Hydnaceae.